Molecule: messenger RNA, 1835 nt
Organism: Schistosoma bovis
Lineage: Eukaryota; Metazoa; Platyhelminthes; Trematoda; Strigeidida; Schistosomatidae
Source: the annotation of a GenBank genome assembly
CAGUGGUGUCCUCGACUUCAGUUGCUUCAUUCAAGAGAAGACCAAACAUUCACAGAAGCAAACUAAGAGAGGAAUAACACAGGCCGUAGGCCUACUGUCCUCAAUACACAUAUGUGAAUCUAAUGAUUGGACUUCUCAAUUGGAUAUUUAAUUACUUUGUUACCUUCUGUUUGAAUUGAAGGUCGGGUAGUCGUGUCAUUUCUAGAUCACGACAACAUUAACUUGUUGACUUUCAGUUUAUGAAAUAUCAAACGAACAUGCAUAUAUUUCUUAUUACUCUUGGAGUGAGCACAACUUGUGAAAAUACUUUGUCCUAGAAUGAAAAUAAUACGUUAAAAGUCACAUUAAAAUUAUCUACACCAUCGUAUGUUUUCAGUGCUUCUAGAUAUCUAACAAGACUUCUGGGUAUUUUGCGACUCGUCCUGCGCUAUCACAGGGUGUACAUCUAGUAUUUUAUUGGCAACAUUGAAUCGAUCUUCCUAAACCAAUGUUUAUAAUAUUCUUCUCCCUCCUAUUUCUUGACUAUGUUCGUGGGGAAGUAGUAUGGGCCGUUAAUUGUGGUGGCCCUAAACACAUCGAUUCACAUGGAGUCGAAUAUAAAGCUGAUUUCUUAGACAUGGGUACUGCAUCGGACUACGGCCGCUCGUUCGCAAUAAACCGUGUCCCCUCAGCAGAUCAUAUAAUCUAUCAAACUGAACGGUAUCACAACGAAGACUUUUCUUAUCCUAUUCCGAUAACAUCUGAUGGAGAAUACAUUCUUACGUUAAAAUUUUCUGAGGUUUGGUUUACUGAGCGUUAUCAAAAAGUAUUCGAUGUUCAUAUUCAAAAUUCACUCCCACUUGUUCAAAACUUGGAUAUUUUUGGUCAAGUUGGCUUUGCUACUGCGUUCGAUUUAAAUGUGCCACUUAAAAUAAAAGAUGGAGUAAUAUAUAUUGGUGAACACACAGUCAAUAUCGAUGACGAUCAUUUUACUGUGGACUUUAUUAAAACUCAAUUUGAUAAUCCGAAAAUCAAUGCUAUUGUUGUUACUAAAGGCUCAAUAGAAGAUGUCCCUCAAUUACCACCGUUAGAAGAAGUAGAAACAUUUGAUCAACAGGUGUUACAUCCCCAUAAGUUACCUGAUUCUGAUGAUGAAGAAGAAGAAGACCUGGAAUCUGUGCAACAGAGACCAUCUAGAACACCAAGAGCAAAAGAUCCUUAUGCUUCUGUGGACUAUUCCUAUUUAAUCUUACCUAUUAUAGUAUCGGUUGGAGCAUUUCUACCAAUUCUCUUUUGUUUAUGUAAACUUUAAAGAAAAAUACAAUAGGUAGUUUCUGUUGGUAUUAUUGGUGAUGUCUUUAUUAUUGUUGUUUUGUUUUUGUGUAAUUUCUAUAGGUUAUUCACAUCUUUUGUAAGGUAUAUGCACUUGCUUUAUUUUGUCUUUCUCGAAGCUAAAAUGUUUAUUCUAUGAACUGUACAUUGUUUGACAAAAUUCACAUAUCAUUAAUCUUACUGUAUAAUAGUAUACUUAUUCUUAAGUGUUUUUUAAAUGUGUGAUUCUUCAGAUAGGUUUGCUGUUUAUUUCUGUUGUAUUUUUUUUGCUGUUUUAGUAAUUAGAGUUAAUAAAGAGGGUUGUAAGUAAUUAAUGGAUAUAUGAGGUUAUGUAGUAAGUGAAAUCAUUCUACAAGGAUUCACUCCCACAAUAAAAAAAUAGUCAUAUUAACAAUAACUGUAAACAUAAUCUAAUACUUCUGUAUUGUUGGUUGUAUUAUAUGAGUGUUUUAUUUCAACUUGUAAUAAAUUGUCAUUGAAACUGUUAUUAUCAUUUCAGUAUCCAGUGAAAUAAUUCAUCUGGC